AUGUCAUCUCAUGAAAAGAAUGUCACGUGUGUGGAGGUGGACGAGUGUUCUGUGUUCCGGCCGUGUUCUCAGCUGUGUGAGAACACUGAUUCUGGCUUCAAGUGUUCCUGUGUGGAUGGUUACUGGCUCAGACCUGACAACAACACCUGUAAGGCUGAAGGUCCCCUGCCACGACUCAUCUUCGCAAACCGUGGCGACAUCCGUGAUAUCAACAUUGAUGGGAGAGCGUAUACCAGCGUGGCCAAGGGACUACAAAAUGCAAUAGCCAUCGACUACCAUUACUACCAUUCACUCAUCUUCUGGACGGAUGUCAGCUUGGACGCUAUUAUGAGAGCUUACCUCAACGGCUCCGGAGAAAGAGCCAUCGUGAGGUGGGGACUGCGGAAGCCCAGUGGAAUUGCAGUGGACUGGGUGAACGAUCACGUGUACUGGCUGGACAGUGUCACGCGCAGGAUAGAAGUGUCUCACCUUGACGGGUCGUGUCGUAGGCCGCUUGUCUGGACCAACCUGCAGAAGCCAAGAGCUCUUCUCCUACACCCGGCCAGAGACCUCCUGGUCUGGACCGACUGGGGUAACCAUGCCUCAAUCCAUGCUAGAAAAUUUACUCCAUACCAUGCUGCCACUUUUCUAAGAGUCUUUCUUCUGGAGGGACUGCCUCACCCCUACGCCAUCACCGUCUUCGAGGAUUAUCUCUAUUGGACAGACUGGCACACCCGUUCCAUCCACACGGCCAACAAGAGAACAGGGAAAGGUCACACAGAGAUCCACAAGAAGCUUGCCUUUCCAAUGGAUAUCCACAGCUUACACAGGGAGAGGCAGCCACUGCCGCUGGUGUCAGAGCGUCGUGGCUGUAGUCUCAAGAACGGUGGGUGUUCUCACCUGUGUUUACCUAGCCACCACACCUUCGCUUGUUACUGCCCUCACGGCUUGCUUCUCCUCGACGAUGAAAGAACGUGCAGUGAGCGGCCAGAUCGCGCCCUGGUAUUUGCUCAGAGGAACAACCUGCGGAUGAUCUCGCUGGACGGGACGCUGGAAGGAAGCACUUCGGCAGAUGUGGAAAGCAUGGACCAGCCCAGGAUGGACACGGUGGUACCUGUCGACGGCGUCAAAUCAGCAGUAGCCCUCGAUUUCUACACUGAAGAUGACCUGGUCUACUGGACAGACAUAGGUUUUAAGAGUAUUAACCGGGCGCACCUCAAUGGAUCAGGACAGACCAUAGUGGUCAGAAACAAUCUAGAGCUGCCUGGAGGAGUGGCGGUAGACUGGGUGACCAAGAAGCUUUACUGGACUGAUGCUGGCACCAAGCGUAUCGAAGUCUCCAACCUGGACGGCACCAUGCGCUCACUUCUCAUUUGGCAAGGACUUGACAAGCCCAGGGACAUUGUAGUUGACCCCCAGGGUGAGUAUAAGGUGUAG
Cherax quadricarinatus is the source of this 1416-nucleotide messenger RNA. The record is from RefSeq and is a predicted model, not a curated record. Lineage: Eukaryota; Metazoa; Arthropoda; Malacostraca; Decapoda; Parastacidae.